Molecule: messenger RNA, 1398 nt
Organism: Scatophagus argus
Lineage: Eukaryota; Metazoa; Chordata; Actinopteri; Scatophagidae
Gene: mgme1
Product: mitochondrial genome maintenance exonuclease 1
Exons: 5
Coding region: 238-1275 (345 amino acids)
Biological process (GO): mitochondrial DNA replication
Cellular component (GO): mitochondrion
Molecular function (GO): single-stranded DNA exodeoxyribonuclease activity
Source: RefSeq, a predicted model, not a curated record
ACGUAGUUUCUGCCUUUAGAAACGCCAUAACCGGAAGUUUGUGCAAUCGCGGAGGCGCGUCAUUUAGAUACAUUGUUUGGACGAAGUACUCUGGGAUAAGUUGGGGCAAGUACCGUCACCAAAAUGAAGGCAAAAAUCUCACAUGUAUUGUGAAAACAUUAAAAUCUCCGUACGUGUGUGUAGUUAGACAUUUAAUACUUUCGACCCGACCAAACUUGUAGUGUGAAAGUCGCCGCAAUGAUUUCUCUUAAGCGCGUGGUGUCAUUUGGAGACAUCAUUGUCCCUACAUGCACCUCCCUCUCUGUGAGCAACUUCUCUGCUAGCUAUUGCCUAAGAUCCAAAAAGAGAGACAGCCCAUACAGCUCAGUGGACGGUGGACGCUACUCUUCUCUUGUGAAGUCUAUCAUGUCAACAAGGGUCGGUUCCCAACGUCCGGAGACCCUCGAAGCGGAGGACGAACUCAUUUAUGGACCUGUUGUCAAAGCUCGAACGCCCUCCUCAGGACCAAGGACGAGGGUGCCUAAAACCCUCCAGCCCUUCUUACGCUGCCAAGAGACUUUAGAAGUAGAAGACCCAGUGGUGGGACCUCCAGUCCGAAUUGCUUUGAACCGGGGCCAAGGCAGGCAUUCAGUUCCGAGUGUGACCCGCAUUCUUCAGCAGACGCUUUCCCAAGAACAGAUCUUCCAUCUGGAAAGAUGGAGAAGGAAGAUGGUCGCAGAACUCGGAGAAGAAGGCUUCAAAGAAUACAGUCAGAAUUUAUUCAGGCAAGGGAGACUUUUCCAUUCAGCUGUCGAGGACUUUCUGACGACAGAUGCAACAGUGAAGGACAAAAAUCCUUCAGAGACAUCGACGUAUCCACCUGAGGUACUGGGAUACAUGGAGAGCAUCUCUCAUGUACUGGAGGAUGUCAGAGAAGUGAGAGCUAUUGAAAGCACCGUGCAGCAUGACACACUGAGCUACCUGGGAGUUGUGGAUUGUGUUGCUUGCUAUAGGGGUGUACUAUGUGUUAUUGACUGGAAGACCUCAGAGAAGCCCAAACCAUACCUGAGCAACACAUAUGACAACCCUAUUCAGGUUGCAGCCUAUGCUGGAGCUUUGAAUAGUGAUGACAACUAUAAAUACCAGGUUGAAAAUGGACUCAUUGUGGUAGCCUACAAGGAUGGCUCACCUGCCCAUGUUCAUCGUUUGAGCUCAGAGCUGAUGUUGGAGUACUGGAAGACUUGGCUGGUUCGCCUUGAAGAGUUCACGGAGAAGAGAGCCAGUCAUGCAUCAUAAAAGAGAUGAGCUUGGUGACCUGUAAGGGCAUGUCCGUGAAGCAGGUUAUUUCAGUUCAAAUCAACUGGCCCUGAACUGAACCUGCGGUAGCCUAAUAUUUUUCAUUUUAUUUCCUCAUAUCUU